GUAACCUGAGAUAUCGACCUUUCUCUCGAACUUCCAUCUUCACCUUUGUGGAGCUCUAUCAACGGAACCCGACAAUGCCCAAGAGAGCCAAAACUCCUCCUCCUGGCGACGACGAGCCUCGCUACUUCACUGUCUGCCAACCUUAUCCCCUCAACGCAAACUGGGAACUUCUCGACGAUCAGAUUAGUUGCGCGAGAUGGAUCGCGGAGAUCAUAGGUCCUCAGUUUAUCUACGCUUUGAUGCAUAAACCUAGCGUGCGUUGCUCGUGCUACCCCUACGAGAUUCGAAGUAAUAGGAAGUUCACAGGCAAGAGGCAUGGUCUUGAUAGAGGUCGAUCGAAACUUCAAGGAAACCCACCUUCUGUUGGGGGAACAUCGCUGGAGGGAGCUUCUGACAAAUCCUACGCAUGAACAAGAGGAACGUUUCAGUCAGAUCUACCAUUCGACGUAUAACUCAAACCGAGAGGCUCAGAAGGAUGGUUGGAAAAGACUGCAUGUCCGAGACAAAUGGUUCAAAGGAUACACUUUCCACUCAGGGUGGGAUUCUUCGUCCACGAGACUGACGAUCGUCGUUCUGAACACGGCAUUCAUCCAGGAAGGAAUUCCGUCGUCCUUAUCCGCAGACACACUGGUGCCCUACGCCACUGGAAGAUAGAACUGACAAACCGAUGUGCCGUCCACUUCCCACCGCUGUCAAACCGCCACCCGCAGUUCCAGCACCUCCAGUUGUUGGUUCGACUGCCUGGCUUCAAGUGAGGUCUUCUCCCAACCCAAACAAUCCGGUGGCUGUUCGUGGUGCUUGGGCGGCUCGAGGACGAGGAGGGACCGCAACGACCGCGACUGCCAGAAGUAACGUCACUGUGCGGUCCCCGUCAACUUCUGCAUUAGUUAAUACUUCUGCACCGGCUUUAUUAGGGAAUGACGCACCUGUUCAAGUAACUAAGAGCACGUCAACUAACUCUUCUGCUACUCCCACUAACUUGAAUCCUCUCAAUCGAAACGCCGGCGCUUGGGGAAAAGGUCAAGCCCCAUUUCCAAUAAUGCCUACCACGACGAACGCGAAUGCUCCACCGGCGGCCAGUGCUGCUAGUAAGAAAGCAGCAUGGGGUGCUCCCAAUCCUCAAAUUACAACUGCAGGUAGUAGCAUAUAUUCAACUUCCACAACCACAAGCAAUGCUGCUCCUCCGAAAGGCGUAUGGGGAACCCCGAAUCCUAAAGUGAAGUCGGUGGCUGCAACUGUACCAGAGCCCAACCUGACUGUCAAGGUGAUUACGAAGGCCGCCACGGAAAAACCGGAGCCACCAGUUUCUACUAUCAACGUUAGCAAUGUUCCACCUCUCCCCUCUAUGGAAGCCAGCGGGUCCUCAGGAAGCUCUUCUUCCUCCAAGUUUAGCUGGGCCGACGACGUUGACGGCCAGAUGGAAGAGCUAGAGAUAGCACGUCGAGAUGAUGUGGUUAUCCGACGCCCGUUAGACCUGACUCUCACCGGCGAUCCUCUGGAUGAUCUGCUCGGGAACGACGAGGAGGACGAAUAUUCCUUGCCAAUGGGAACCGGUGGUAUUACAGCAAUUUCUAGUAUUUCUCAGUACCCCAAAGUUGCCGAAGGCGUUAUUGAGAAUUUGUGGGCAGACCACGAUGAUGAGGAAGAGGUCGUAGAGGAGUUUGUGUGCCCUGUUCACGGUGCAAACCCGAAGAUCUGCAAGAAGGGCAUUUGCAAAGAGCGAGCGGAUUAUGAGAAGAAGAAGAGCAGGAUGGAGAAGGAGCAACAGAAGGGGAAAGACAAGGACAAGAAGACCAAAGGCUCUAAAUCCAAGAAUCGAUCCAGCAGCCGUGGUACAUGGCGCAAGAAGGCCUCACGUUCAAGGUCUCACUCCGAAAAUCGAAAUGCGACUCCUCGGAAUGACACCCCUUCGUCUGAUGUUACACCCGUUCCUGAGGCUCCAAGUGUCUGGUUCUGA
Messenger RNA from Marasmius oreades (fairy-ring Marasmius), 1957 nucleotides. RefSeq lists its product as uncharacterized. The transcript has 6 exons. NCBI's taxonomy places the organism in Eukaryota, Fungi, Basidiomycota, Agaricomycetes, Agaricales, Marasmiaceae. The record is from RefSeq and is a predicted model, not a curated record. The coding region runs from base 668 to 1957 and encodes 429 amino acids.